Messenger RNA from Neohortaea acidophila, 1249 nucleotides. RefSeq lists its product as uncharacterized. The record is from RefSeq and is a predicted model, not a curated record. The coding region runs from base 260 to 1228 and encodes 322 amino acids. The transcript has a single exon. Lineage: Eukaryota; Fungi; Ascomycota; Dothideomycetes; Mycosphaerellales; Teratosphaeriaceae.
CGUAGAACUUCAGGCCACCCACAUGAACAGCUCGAGGUUACAUGAUCCGGCUGAUUGAUGCUCUCAGCCAUGUGCAGGGGCUGAGAUGUGUAAAGAUGACCUUGUUACCGCCAUGGGGUAAUUGCUCGGCCAUGCGACGUAGGUCUCAUCCGCUUACUCGACCUGAAGCGUUAUAAAUACUUCAGUCACCCAUGUCCACCUGCAGCUCUCUCUACUCAUCAGCUCUUCUCUCGCAGUCUUGCACAUCCUCUCCACCAACAUGGUUGAGCUUAUCCAUCAUGUCAGACGCAUCCUCACCCCCGAGCUUUGCCUGGCAACGUAUAGACUCAGGUUCCCUUUUGUGAAAGGAGCUGCUCUCAAUGGCGCGGCAGUCGGACAGAUGGUGUUCAAACCUAGCCCGGAGUACAUUCAGGCCUUCUACGAUAUGAUAUUCCGCUCCGCGAUCAUACCCUUAAGCAGGCUACCAUUGAACAGCCUCCUAUCCGUUGAUCUCACCCAGCUUUUGCCUCUCCCUACAGCGCCCGACUACCCCGAACAAUGCCUGGGCCUGAUCACCAUCCUGGACCAGCAGAGAAUCGUCCAGACGGGGUAUGGACAGCGAUAUCUCCGGGCCUUCUUCGAUCCGGUGUGCGAGAAGCUGGCGCGACAGCUCACUGCUCAACCCGCCCAGUUCCGACCCGAUGGGAAAGCAGCGUGGCUUUCGCGCGGCUACUCAAUCGAUGACUGGCUCAUCCGGACUCUGUGGUUCUGGGCGCCUCUGGUUCACUCCGAUGUCUUCAUGACAGCAGACCGGCAGAGCUUGAAAGACUGGCUCCACGCCAUGCGAGCCGAGACGGAGACUCACUGUGGUUACGCGGAUCCCUUCGCUCCGCUGGAGGCGGCCGACGAUGUUGACAUCACGGCGUUCCAGAGAAUCGAAGAAGCUGGACCGCCCGUGAAAAGCUACGCCAACUCCUCAAGGGAGGCGACUGUGGCAGAUUACACGUUUUGGUGGAUCCGCAUACUGAAUUCCCACUUUGCCAUCACCGACAUGUGCGGCCACUAUCCAUACUGGAUUCGUUGGACGGGCUUGGAGUGGACGCCAAGGGAUAAAGCAUUCAUGGAGCAGACGAAUAACUAUCGCUACGAUCCGGAGGAUGAACCGGUCCUGCAGCUGGUGCGGAAGGACUACUUGGAAGGCGUGUGGAGAGCAUUGGGCGUCAAUCCGGAGUAUGAGAGGGGCAGCUGAAGCCUCAUUGUUGACGCAUGA